GGGAGGCAGAGAGACACAGCGAAAGACAGAGAGAGAGAGGCAACAUCAGAGACAGUUAGGCAGGGAUGCACCAAGUGAUAACAGACCCCAGAAGGCACAUCGUUAAGGAGAUACACACUUGCUUUACUUCUUGAUGGCACAGCAUCUGUCUAGUCUAAGGAUUUUAAACCAGGCAAACACAAAUGAGAAAGGAAUCUACCAUAAUAGGAAUGACAGCUUACUCAUACUAAAACCGGAGACCUUGCCUGAAAGGUCUUAAAAGUCUCACCAACAGUCCUGAAAUUGGCCUCAUUUUCCAACACGUUUGUGUCAUACAGUGUGACUCAAAGCGUGCUGCUAAACCAGUAGGGAGUCGGGACGGGAGGGAUUAGCCAAUCGGAGGUGAGAGAUGUGGACGCAGGGGCGGUGGACGGCACUAACAGUGUUGUCGAUAAUCUUAGUGCUGUCAAAGGAGGCGGUUUCAAUUGAAGUCCCACUAGACCCAAUGAUCCAGAAAGACUUGAAACAACCCCCCACUAUUGUGAAGCAGUCACUGAAGGACUACAUUGUAGACCCCAGAGAUAACAUCAUCAUUGAAUGCGAGGCCAAGGGGAACCCAGUGCCAACGUUUGAGUGGAGGCGGAAUGGGAAGUUUUUUAACGUGGGGAAGGACCCGCGGGUGACCAUGCGCAAACCGUCGGGGUCGCUGGAGAUUAGAAGUAGCGGGAAACCAGAAGAUUUCGAGGGAGAGUACCAGUGUUUUGCCACCAACGAUUUUGGCACGGCAAUUUCCAACAAGAUCCUGCUACGAGUGUCCAAGUCUCCUCUGUGGCCAAAGGAGGUUCUGAAGCCGAUGGUUGUGCGUGAAGGGUCGUCGCUCGUCCUCACCUGCAACCCACCUCCUGGCCUACCUCCUCCUGAAACCUUUUGGAUGGACAGCUCUAUAAUGCCUAUAACACAGGACAAGCGGGUGUCUAUGGGUUUGAAUGGUGACCUGUACUUCUCCAAUGUUCUUGCUAAAGACGCCAGCACCGAUUAUAGCUGCAACGCUCGCUUUGAGUUCACACACACCAUUCAGCAGAAGAACCCUUACAUCCUUAAAGUCCAAACUAAUGAACCGUAUAAUGACACCUUUGUCAACUCCACUGACCCGUACAGUGUACGUAAUGUGCCAGAAACACAGCCCAGCUUUCUGUCUCCAAAAGGCGGAUCCAGCUCCAAAAUGGUGCUACGAGGAGAACAGCUUCUGUUGGAGUGUAUAGCUGCUGGAGUCCCAACCCCUACAAUCGAAUGGUUUAAAAGAGGAGGAGAUCUUCCGUUACAGAAGGUCAAGUUUGAGAACUUUAAUAAAACUUUACGUAUCCUCAACGUGUCAGAGGAAGACGCCGGGGGAUAUACAUGCAUGGCCAGCAACAAGAUUGGCAUAAUUCGCCAUUCCUAUGAAGUCCAGGUCAAAGCUGCUCCCUACUGGCUCGAUAAGCCCACCAAUCUUGUGCUUGCCCCUGAUGAAAAUGGACGACUGGUAUGCCGAGCCAAUGGGAACCCAAAGCCAAGUAUCCAAUGGCUGAUGAAUGGGGGACCUAUAGAGAGUUCACAGUCAAGCCAUGAAGUGCAGGGUGAUACCAUCAUGUUCCAUUCGGUGCAGAUCGGCAGCAGUGCGGUGUACCAGUGCAAUGCUUCUAAUGAGCACGGAUACCUACUGGCCAAUGCUUUUGUCAGCAUCCUAGACAUGGCUCCACGGAUGCUAGGUCCGAAGAACCAACAGAUUAAAGUCAUUGAAAAUAACAGAACCUUUCUUGACUGCCCUUUCUUUGGCUCACCGUUUCCUACGCUCCGUUGGUUCAAGAAUGGCCAAGGCAGCGGUCUUGAUGGUGGGCAGUAUAAGGUGUAUUUCAAUGGUACUUUGGAAAUCACACAGGCUCGGCCAGAAGACCAAGGCACCUACACCUGUGUCGCCAGCAAUAUGUUGGGCCAGGUGGAUAAUCAGGUGCGCCUGGAGGUCAAAGAACCGACAAGAAUAGUUCGGGCCCCAGAGGACAUGACUGGACCUAAAGGAAGCACAGCUCGUUUUGACUGUCGAGUUAAACACGACGCAUCCCUUCCCGUUACUGUCACAUGGCUGAAAGAUGACAAGCCUUUGAGCUUAGGCUGGCUGAGCCGGAUAAAAAAGGAUGAUGAAUCCAUAACUAUUCCCAAUAUCAAUCCAGAGGAUUCAGGAACAUAUAGAUGCACUGCCAAAACUGAGAUAGAUGAAUACUCAGCAUCAGCUCGCCUUACAGUAUUAGUGGGUGACAAUCCUGACCCAACUCGUAGUCCCUUCGCAGGUCGACCCGACCCCCCUCUGGAUCUUGAGCUGUCUGAUCCCUCAGCUCGCAGAGUCAGACUCACCUGGGUGCAUGGAAAUGAAAACAACAGCCCAGUUACACAGUUCCUCGUCCAAUUUGAGGAGGACAAGUGGGAGCCGGGAAAGUGGCAGAAUCUGUCAGUGCAUGAUGGCAAUCUAAACUCAGUUAACCUGCAGUUGUCACCAUUUGUAAACUAUCAGUUUAGAGUCAUAGCAAUCAACGCCGUGGGCCAGAGUGAACCCAGCCAACCCUCUGCACGCUAUCAGACCAGCGGUGCUCCUCCUGAUGUCAUUCCAAGUGCUCUUAAAGGUUGGGGAAACAAAAAGAACAACAUGGAGGUCACCUGGCAGGCCCUGAAGAACACAGAGAGGAACGGGCCGAACCUGCGAUAUAUGCUGUGGUGGAGAUUAAAAGACACAAAUGAAGAGUGGAGCCACGUAACCACCACAGGAGCAAAACACACGAUCCAUGAUACAGGCACUUAUGUUCCUUAUGAGCUAAAAGUCCAAGCCGUCAAUGAUUUUGGGUUCGGUCCUGAGUCUGAUAUUGUCAUUGGUUAUUCUGGGGAAGACAAACCGUCAGCAGCACCUACAGAUCUCAGGGUGUCGAAAAUCAACAGCACCAAAGUAAACAUUCACUGGAUCCCAGUGGACCCCAGCACUGUGAACGGAGAGUUUAGGGAAUAUAAAUUGUACUACUGGAGGGAGGCCAGUCUGAUAAAGGGCCUGAAAGUCAACAGGACAAAGCUUCAUAAAGGUUUCUACACAACAGCAGAACAGCCCUCUGGCAUCCUGACUGAACUCUAUCCUUACAGCAAAUACAAGAUGUACAUGGUCGUGGCUAACAAAGAAUACGAGGGACCACAAAGCAACAUUGUGGAGUUUCAAACUAAGGAGGGAGAACCUGGAGCCCCAAAAUACUUCAAGAUUCAGAAGCACACGGACGUGGUUCACCUGAAGUGGGACAAACCCCUGGAGCCAAACGGUGUGCUGAUUGGAUACACGCUUCAAUACCACACAGUGAAUGGGACACAGAUGGGAGAGAGAAAGGUUCAGAGCUUUCCAGCCAACGUGACAGAGUACACCAUGAACCUUCCUCACCGCUUCACGCGAUACAAGUUUUACCUGGCGGCUCGCACACAGGUUGGGGCAGGAGAGGUGUACGCCGUAGAAUCGCCACAUUUUGCUAAUGAAGGCACCCCAGAUACUGAUUCUCCAGUUGUAGCGGUUACCUUUACAGAUGCCUUGAUGUUUGAAACCCCUCCUUCUCCUCCUCCCCCUCCCCUUCCCACCGUCCCAGUCCCAGCAAUACUUACCCCAGAACCAGCCACACCUGCCCCACCCGCCCCUACAACUGCUGCUCCACCUAAACCUACUACUAUCGCAACUACAACCACAACUACAACUACAACUACAGUUCUUCGUGUUCGGCCUGUUUCUCCUAAAAAUGUGGAUUGGAAACUGCUGGCCCCGAAUGUAAAGAUCUGGAAUGUGACCGUGGAUGCAAACAAUGACUAUGCUGUCAGCUGGAAGCACAACUUCUCCAUUGACAGCGGUGCAUUUGUGAUAGAGUACACGUCGGAGAGUAAUGGGUUGAUGAAAAGCAUACAAGUAAAGCACAAGCCUCCCAUUAAGCUGGCCGAUCUGUUGACCGGGGUCAAGUAUCGGUUGCGGGUGUAUUCCCACGAGCACAACACCAUCAGCAGCGACUAUGUCACGUUCGAGACAGGCAGAGCCUACAAGGAGGCCGAAGACAUUGCUACUCAAGGCUGGUUUAUUGGACUCAUGUGUGCCGUCGCUCUGUUGGUACUCAUCUUGCUUAUUGUCUGCUUCAUUAAGAGGAGCCGUGGAGGUAAAUACCGAGUGACAGAAAAGAAAGAUCUCCCAUUAGAUGCUGUUGACCAUAAAGACCAAGAUGGAUCAUUUGACUAUCACAGCAGCGAUGAAGACAACAAGCCUUUGCAGGGCAGCCAGACCUCUCUGGAUAGGGAUGUUAAAGAGAGUGACGACAGUCUGGUAGACUAUGGUGAAGGAGGAGACGGUCAGUUCAAUGAAGAUGGCUCCUUCAUUGGCCAAUACACAGUUAAGAAGGACAAAGAGGAAACGGAGGGAAACGAGAGUUCGGAGGCCACAUCACCUGUAAACGCUAUCUACUCUCUGGCAUAGCACCUUGAGCCGAGGACGGUGACACCAGCAGGCCAGAGGGUGCAACUUCACAAAUAGAAAGAAAUAUAUAUAUAUAUAUACAGCGUUAUGAGAAAGUAGUCACAUACAAAGCACCGGAGUGCAUGAUUCUUCUAAACAAGGUAUUGGGAAGAGAAGAAAUACAGGAACGAUACCUGUGUCCCCGAGGCCCCACACAGACUUUAGUGUGCCCUCAGGGCAAUGGGGUGGAAACUUGAAACUUUCAAGCAUUUUGUGUGGCUUUUGCUCUUUUUUAUUUUAGGAAUUGUUCUGCCCCUCCGUCUUAUUUACUGUAGCUAGCAUCAAAGAAACGGAAACAUAAGCACCAGUUCUGUGACAUAUAUCAACUGUGUGCCGACGCAACUUCAGAAUGUCAGCAAAGACUUUAUCAUAUUGAUAUUUCCGCAGCAAAGGAAUUUUUCACAGCUGAUAGAUGCGUCCAAACCGAUUCUGGAUACAGUGCCGGCACAGGUUGCUGUGCUAUACAAAGCUAUGCACUAUGUAUUAUCACAUCUUGCUUUUGGGUUGAACUCAUGUUUCCUUUUCUUUUUGGUGUUGACUGCAAAAACAGAACCUCUGGUCCGUGAAGUGCUACAGUAUAUUCUUGUAUGUGCUACUGGACUGAUAUCAUGCUUUCAUUUGCCAUUGACCUGAAGCUUUGUUUAUAAAUUUUCAUUGGCUGCAACUAUAAAAUGCCACCGAUAUUUAUAGGCUGAGGUUUAGAUGGCAUAACUUGUAAAUGACGAUAAAAAAGACACUAUUUUGAAGCAUGGUAGUAUUUUAGCGCAAAGGACAAUGGAGAGGUCAAGAGUCAAAAUCUCUUGAUAAAUACGCAAUGAUAUAUUCAUUUUUUAUA
Molecule: messenger RNA, 5363 nt
Organism: Misgurnus anguillicaudatus (oriental weatherfish)
Lineage: Eukaryota; Metazoa; Chordata; Actinopteri; Cypriniformes; Cobitidae
Source: RefSeq, a predicted model, not a curated record